Schizophyllum commune H4-8 is the source of this 3657-nucleotide messenger RNA. RefSeq lists its product as uncharacterized. Lineage: Eukaryota; Fungi; Basidiomycota; Agaricomycetes; Agaricales; Schizophyllaceae. The transcript has 12 exons. Bases 1 to 3657 code for a protein of 1218 amino acids. The record is from RefSeq and is a predicted model, not a curated record.
AUGGCCAUCCCCCUACCUCACCAGCUCCUCUUGUCUUCUAAGCUGAAGCGAUGCAAGGACCGUGAAAGAGCACGUAAACGGCGCUUAGAGGCCGCAGCGAGUGCAGGCAGUGAAGAGCCGCUCGAAGAGCGCUUCCUCUGGCAUCCCAAGCAGUGGCUCCACUGGGUCCAUAGUAUCUUAGCCAUCCUUUUUACUCUUGGAUGUCUCAUCGCUCUGUACCUGGCAGCUGGGGCGACGCCCUCUGAUUUGUCACGUCUCAUCUUGGUCGCCGCCGUUGCUUUGUCGGUCGCUGCUGCAUCUGCAGUAUCUGCAUAUAUAGGCAAGUUGUACCGGACAUACAUCGGCGAAGCGUAUAUCAUUCAACGAUGCACAAUAGAUUGGCCCGUGCGUGAAGGCUCGGCAGAUGAUCCUUGUCCAUUCUGCGGUAUGGAGCACGCGGGGAAUACAAGCGCGUCGUCGAACAAGGCAUCGCCCGGUCCUCCCAGGACUGUCUUCGUUCGGGGGACUGGGAUACGAGGUCCCGGACCUGGAAGGGUGGUUACUACGCUGCGUGUACCCGAUGGUACAAGCGCAAGGACAGCCAUGAAGAUGCUCAGGGAGCGGCACGCCAUCGCUGACCUCGAGCACAUCAAGCCGUAUGCUUGUAUUUACUCGCAAGGCAGUCGACCCCGGAUUCUCGCCGAUAAAUCGUGUCAAGAGGCGGUACUUCUUGAGGCAGAGUGCACGCUUGAGAUACGAUACCGCGUCCUUGGAGGAAUGCGCGAAGAGUCUGAUUUCGCGUCGCGUCGCGCCCAGCAACGCUUCCAUCCUGCCGACUUUCGGCCUCAUCAACGAUUCAAGGCCAAGGACCCACGAGUUUGGGAGUGUAGAUCGUACGAGCAGUGGCAUUGUAAAGCGUGCGAUGCAGAGUAUGCAUCAGGAAGUAUCCACCAACACGAGAAAAGUCAGAAGCAUCAGCAGAAUGCCGAUGCGUACUGGCGAGACCACCACGCACAACAUACGCCUUCAGAGGCCUCAAUCCGUCCUAGCCCCGCGGAAGCGUCGCUGGGUUCACGGGAGCGCGAGGUACUUUAUGACCGUAUGCGAACAAUCUUGGAUGAGAGGGCGAACACCGACAGUGGGUGGAAUGUAGGCGAUGAUAGUGGUGCUAUGGAGAUCGAUUGGGAUGCAGACGCGUGGAAAGAUGCUGAGCAAUACGGCAUCUCGUACGAGGAAAGGGAAGUCGCCUCGCUAGCAAGUGACCUCCGGCGAUAUUUCGACGGCCAUGACGCAGAGGAUAUGCCGGAUCUCGCGGUUGAUUCGGAUGAUGAAGAUGCGGAGCUCGAUGGAGUCGGCGAGGGCAAUACAUCCGACGACGAUGAGGACGAUACUGACAACACCACCGCUCCCUUGGGAGAGGGAUGGAAGCGUCAAAGAGCACCAAUUGGCGACGAAGAGAACCCGUGGUAUCCGUGGCCUGACAAGGAAACUUGCAUAGUUGAUAUACUUCGCCAUAUUCCACGGUGCUCCUUUUCUGCUAAGCAGAACCAGGUCAUCCACUGGGCCAUGACGGUACUUGGCCUCGAUAACGUCCCAACACAGCGCUCGAUGAAGGAUGUCAGUAAGGUCCUUCAGUCAAUAUGCGGCAUCGAAAGUCUUCGAUUUGUUAGUGCUUUUGGUAAUAUAUACUACACCAACGACGUGUCUGCAAUAAUUGCGCAGGAAAUGGCCAAUCUUCGAGUGCGACGUCAUCUACACUUCCUGCCAGAAAAGACGAAUGGGAAAGUCUCGGAGGCUUGGCAUGCAUCGCGGUGGCUCGACGAGCUUGAUCCGGCGCUGCUCACGCAGUCCAUCCGCAAACACAAUGAUCAGGCGCAGGAGUUCUUUGUGUUCGAGCCUUCCCUCUUGAUGGACCUGACGGUUUUCAUGCCGGUCCGCUGGUAUCUCGAGUCAGGCGUGGUCCAUGCGAGAGGAUGGCGCAUGACUCCGGAUUCUCGAGAGGAAGGCUGGAUCGUACACGAACAAGAAGAAAGUACGAUUUCGGAGCGCGACUUGUUCCUCUCCCUUCCUACUUUCGCGCAGAGACAUCGUUUGUACAAUCUACCAUCACCCAAUCGAAUUACAGUCACACCCUUGGAGAUGGCAGAUGGAAUAGUCGACCAGAUCAGAUCCGCGCAGGAGGAUGGGAUAUGGGCUUGGGAUGCGGAAGAGGAAGACUAUGUCCUCGUCAUUCCAUCUGUCUUUGCGAUGCUGGGUGACAACCCCAUGCAGAGCGAGAUGUGCUGUCACAGCGGCUUGAUGGCCAAUCAUUUCUGCCGUGCAUGCUGGGUGGAAGGGGAGGAUGUCGAAAAUGAGGCUGAGGAACACGACGACGGCAAGAGCGCAGCAAGCUCUCGCGCGCCAUCACCUGACUCCGGGCGCGCUUCGCCUGAUUCAGUGCGCGCCUCACCUGGUGCGACGAGGGCUUCAACAACUGGUGCCCGGACACGCAAGGCGGAGACGCUCGAUGAUAUGAUAUCCAGAUUGGACUGUAUGAUGUCGAUGAGCCAACGCAUGCGUACCAAAUCGGAGACGCUGCACAUCCUGCACGAGCAAUUCUCCGAGGCCAAGCGGGUCGGCGGUAAAACCGCGCUUGGAAACAAGCGCACGGCGACCGGCAUCAAGGACUCGUACCAAAGCCAUUUCCUCGACAAGCUUACGCAGUUGACAACGAAGAAAGGGCAGUCAAAGGCUCAGAAGCAAGCAGCAGUCACGAACUUGCUGUCCACCUUUCCGGAAAGCGCUCGUAUGUUGAACCCGCUCCUGCGCCUGCCAGAGCUUGACGCACACGCGGAUACCCCCGUCGAAAUUCUGCACGUCAUCUUGCUGGGAAUAGUCAAGUAUUUCUGGCGAGACGUGAUCAACAAUCGCCUGAAGACCCCGGCAAAGGAAAUCCUGAAAUCUCGUCUUGACUCUUUUGAUACGUCUGGCCUUGGUAUUGCCCCCCUGUCAGGCGACACUCUGGUGGACUACGCGGGCUCGCUUGUUGGACGCGAUUUCCGUGCGAUAGCUCAAGUCGCUCCCUUCGUACUGUGUGAUCUGGGUCUUAGUGCGGAUCUGCUCGACAUCUGGAGCGCCCUUGGCAUGGUUGUCCCCAUGGUAUGGCAACCCGAAAUAGAUGACAUGGAUGUGUAUCUCGUGCGCCUCAGGGCCGCGAUUCGUUACCUUCUUGACUGUACCUGCAAACUCGACGCCCAAUGGUUUAACAAGCCCAAGUUUCACAUGCUCAUACAUCUUCCUGAGCACAUCCGGCGCUUCGGUCCUGCGAUGCUCUUCGCUACGGAAGGCUUUGAAUCCUUCAAUGCCAUUAUUCGUGCGCAUAGCAUUCACAGCAACCGACACGCUCCGUCUCGGGACAUUGCUCGCUCUAUGGCGCAAAGCAAUCGCAUCCGCCAUCUACUCAGUGGUGGCUACUUUCGAGUACCCAACACCGGUCUCCCUAGCUCGCAAGCGCCAGUCUCCACACCCCAGAAGGGACUCUCACCAUGGAUGUCCUGCGUCAAGGGCCCGGAAGAUAUGGCGUAUCACUGGCGUGCCAUAAAUGGUCCGCCUCUGGACCUCAUUCGCACAAAUUCAUUUGCGCAGCGCUUUUUAGCUUUUGCAGAUGAUCCCAUAGCGCGUCCCUCCUUCGGUGAGUAG